Molecule: messenger RNA, 954 nt
Organism: Dreissena polymorpha
Lineage: Eukaryota; Metazoa; Mollusca; Bivalvia; Myida; Dreissenidae
Product: opsin-5-like
Exons: 8
Coding region: 1-954 (317 amino acids)
Biological process (GO): G protein-coupled receptor signaling pathway; visual perception
Cellular component (GO): membrane
Molecular function (GO): G protein-coupled receptor activity
Source: RefSeq, a predicted model, not a curated record
AUGUCAACUGAUCUGGAAGUCAUGAAUGCGACUGAAACAGCAAGUGACAGAUUUCAAUCGAAACUUUUGUAUUGGGAGGAUUUUGUGAUUGGUGUAUACCUGGUGGUUAUAUGUUUCUUCGCGGUGACGCUAAACGUGAUGGUCGUGUGCACGUGCUUCUCGAACUGGUCUCGUCUGUCCCGUAACGACCGUUACAUAAUCAACCUUGCGAUUAGUGACAGCCUCAUGCCUCUCUGCGCUUUCCCACUCACCAUCUCUUCCUCGUUCUCUCACGAGUGGAUCUUCGACGAAAUAGGUUGCACAAUAUAUGGGUUCCUUGGAUUUUUCUUCGGACUUAUAAGCAUAUUGACCUUGACAGUGAUGGCGCUUAUACGCUAUUGCACCAUAUGCCGUCCGAAUAUCAACAUUGCAACAACGAACUGGUCCUUUCUGCUGCUGGUGUUUCCCUAUAUGUUCGGCCUGCUUUGGGCCUCUAUCCCUCUUACAGGCUGGGGAUCGUAUUCCCAGGAGAUGUACGGCAUAUCGUGCUCCCUACAAUGGGCUGACAAUAAAAUAUUCACAACACUGGUGUCUUUGUUUUGCAUCAUGACACCGGCGGCUCUGAUACUAUUCGCAUACGGCCGUAUAUUACUCACCUCCAGGAAGAGUACGAAGGCGAUGGCUCGCUACUCAAACAUCACGUUAGCAAAGCGCAGGCAGCUGUCUAAUAGAGAGUCCUAUCUCACAAAGAUGACAUUUGCGAUGUCCUGGGGCUUUCUCGUCUGUUGGAUGCCUUAUUCAGUCGUCUCCAUGUGGUCGGCGUACGGCAACGCAGACCUUCUGCCAAUGAGACUCGUGGUGGUCUCUGUCUUGCUCGCCAAAUCAUCCACCGUCGUAAACCCCAUCAUAUACUUCCUCCUUAACAGCAAAUUCAGGCAGAAUCUGUCGUCCUUGAUUAGCUUAAUCAGAAGCUGA